Elgaria multicarinata webbii is the source of this 2049-nucleotide messenger RNA. It is a transcript of the gene CHRM4, whose product is annotated as cholinergic receptor muscarinic 4. Gene Ontology annotation, molecular function: G protein-coupled acetylcholine receptor activity; G protein-coupled serotonin receptor activity. Gene Ontology annotation, cellular component: synapse; plasma membrane; dendrite. Gene Ontology annotation, biological process: chemical synaptic transmission; adenylate cyclase-inhibiting G protein-coupled acetylcholine receptor signaling pathway; G protein-coupled receptor signaling pathway, coupled to cyclic nucleotide second messenger. The record is from RefSeq and is a predicted model, not a curated record. The transcript is spliced from 2 exons. The coding region runs from base 144 to 1637 and encodes 497 amino acids. Lineage: Eukaryota; Metazoa; Chordata; Lepidosauria; Squamata; Anguidae.
CAGUCGGUGCCCGCUCGCCUUGGCAGCCCCAGGUGGCCGGAGAGGAGCCGGGAGGGCGGGGAGGUGCUCCGGAGGAUGUCCCACCAAGCGGAUCCCGGAGGGCGCGGGCUCACGCGUCUCCCCUGAGCGCCGAGUGCGGGGAAAUGGGCUUCGAGAACGCCACGGACAAGCGCUGGGGCAUGUCUGACUCUACAUACAACUUCUCUUCUCAGCCUGGGCUGAUAAGAAUGGCUAACUUCACCAAUGACAACUUCACCAAGGAGAACAUCCCCAAAUACAAAACUGUGGAGAUGGUCUUUAUAGCCACAGUAACCGGGUCACUGAGCCUUGUCACUGUGGUAGGGAAUAUCUUGGUCAUGCUGUCCAUCAAGGUGAACCGCCAACUCCAGACUGUCAACAACUACUUCCUCUUUAGCUUGGCCUGUGCUGACCUGAUAAUUGGAGCUUUCUCCAUGAAUCUCUACACAGUCUAUAUUAUCAAGGGAUAUUGGCCACUUGGAGCUGUGGUGUGCGACCUCUGGCUGGCUCUGGACUACGUGGUGAGCAAUGCCUCUGUCAUGAACUUGCUCAUCAUCAGUUUUGACCGCUACUUCUGCGUCACCAAGCCCCUGACCUACCCAGCUAGACGGACAACCAAAAUGGCAGGGCUGAUGAUUGCUGUCGCUUGGAUACUAUCCUUUAUUCUUUGGGCACCCGCCAUCUUGUUUUGGCAGUUCAUUGUUGGGGCAAGGACAGUUCCAGAAGGUCAGUGCUUCAUUCAGUUCCUCUCCAACCCAGCUGUAACUUUUGGCACAGCCAUUGCGGCUUUCUACCUCCCUGUAGUUAUCAUGACUGUGUUGUACAUCCACAUCUCGCUAGCUAGCCGGAGCCGUGUGAGAAGACACAGGCCCGAGAGCAAAAAGGAGAAGAAGUCUAAGCCACUUAAUUUUCUGAAGAGCCCGCUAGUGAAGCAGAAUAACAACUCACCCAAAAAAGCAUUGGAGGUGAAGGAGGAGGUGAAAAACGGGAAAUUAGAAGAGCAACCCUUACAACAAUCAGAGACUACUGGCCAUCAAGAGGAAAAAGAAACUUCCAAUGAAUCCAGCACAGUAAGCAUCACCCAGACCAAUAAAGAGAAGCAAAUGCUGGAAAUUGUGCCAGCAGACCCAGGGCAGAGUCCAGCCCACCCGCGGAUUAACCCUGCCUCGAAGUGGUCCAAAAUCAAGAUCGUCACUAAGCAAACUGGUACAGAAUGUGUCACUGCCAUUGAAAUUGUCGCAGACAAAGAAGCCAGUUCUACCCCAAUUACCUUGUCAAACAGCCGUCCGGCUAAUGUUGCCAGGAAAUUUGCUAGCAUUGCCCGGAGUCAGGUCCGGAAGAAGCGCCAAAUGGCAGCCCGAGAGAAGAAAGUCACCCGAACCAUCUUUGCCAUCUUGCUAGCCUUCAUCCUGACAUGGACGCCUUACAACGUGAUGGUUCUCAUUAAUACCUUCUGCAAUUAUUGCGUCCCUGACACCGUCUGGUCCAUUGGGUACUGGCUGUGCUAUGUCAACAGCACCAUCAACCCAGCUUGUUAUGCUCUUUGCAAUGCCACGUUCAAGAAAACCUUCAAGCACCUCCUUAUGUGUCAGUACAGGAACAUCGGCACAGCGAGAUAAUCUGGAAUUUAGGGGACUGCUUGGCAGAGGUAUUGUGGAGACGCGUUCUUCUGUUCUCCAGCUAGACAAACAUACUGUUGUAACUGUACUGUUCAAUUCCAGACAGAGCCCUUCAUCAAAUGCAGAAUUAAAACCAGAGAUAAGACACACCACCUUGAAUCAUUCUUGGCCCUCAAGCAUCUGCUAACCAUGAAGCAGCCCUGCCACCCAUAUGACCCCUGACUGUGCUUCUCCAGAGAACAAGGGAGAAAGUCAUCAGGGAUUGGAUGCUGUAAGAGGUCCCACAGUUUAAUCGGACAGUUAUGAUGGAUCCCACUCCUUGCCCCGUCGCUCUUGAAAUACUGGUUGAACGUUCAUUACCCUUGGAUCUCACUGGAUAAAACCAGAAUCCCAUGCUGAUGGCUAUGCUAGU